Haliaeetus leucocephalus (bald eagle) is the source of this 777-nucleotide messenger RNA. RefSeq names its product V-set and transmembrane domain containing 2B (gene VSTM2B). The transcript is spliced from 7 exons. Bases 1 to 777 code for a protein of 258 amino acids. The record is from RefSeq and is a predicted model, not a curated record. Lineage: Eukaryota; Metazoa; Chordata; Aves; Accipitriformes; Accipitridae.
AUGGAAAAUCGGGGGCUCUUCUGCACCCUCUGUUACCUGAUGUUCAACGCGCCUCUUCUCUUCAUCGUCACCGCUACCUUUACUGAAGUUCCCAAAGAUGUGACUGUUAGGGAGGGAGAUGAUAUUGAGAUGCCUUGUGCUUUCCGAGCCAGCGGAUCCACCUCUUACUCCUUGGAAAUCCAGUGGUGGUACCUUAAAGAACCAGCCAGAGAACUUGCACACGAAUUAGCCAUCAGUGUACCCGGCAGCAGGAGCAAGGUAACAAAUAAGGAUGCAACCAAAAUCAGCACGGUCCGCGUCCAGGGCAACGACAUCUCGCACCGGCUGCGGCUCUCGGGCGUGCGGCGGCAGGACGAGGGCGUCUACCAGUGCCGCGUGGCGGACUACAGCGACGACGAGACGCAGGAGCACAAGGCCCAGGCGCUGCUGCGCGUCCUCUCCCGCUUCGCGCCGCCCGACGUGCAGGCGGCCGAGGCGGUCUCGCACAUCCAGAGCGGCGCGGCACCGCGCCGCCACGGCACGGCCGCCCGGCCCACGCCUGGGCCGGGGCAUCGCGCCCUGCCUCGUCGGGAGCUGGCGCCGAGGCGCGGAGCUGGGGCGGUUCGUAAUCCUCACGCAGGAACGUUCACACUUCUUCCUGAUACCUCUUCACGCUCUCAGGGCAAACUGUUGCAGGUUUUGGCUCACAGUACAGGACCUAUUUAUGCUACAGACCCACUCCUAUAUAUGUCCCUGUUAAUACUGCAUAAGCUUAUACAUUUAUUAGUAAACCACUGA